CUAGCGGGGACUCGCUAUUAUCUUGAAAUCAACCAGCAAGCAUCGCUAGACUUCUGUUCACUCCAAAUCAGAAGGCAAUUGAAGGGCAUUUGAUCGCUACUCGACAAGGCCUCAAAAGCUAUCAGGCCGGAUUUACAGAUAAGGGUUUCCCUACCAACACCCGAUUGACGCCCGCUAUAACCCGCAUCAUCUUCCCUGCAGCCUCAAUUACUUACUUCGGAUGCACUUGUAACGAAAAACCGUCCCUCCCACCCGCAUUCCCCUCCCCAGCACAAGCCCUUCGGGGCCACCACACCCGCCCGACAUGUCCCUCGUCAACCUCGCGCACGUUUGUUCGCAUCUUCAAAACGCCUCCAAAGCGCGGCUCGGCUUAACCUCCAUCCCUGUAUCUAAGCUGCACGUAAACCUCAUGCUCGGUCUCCAAAAAGAAGGCUUCCUCUCCUCCGUCACUCUUGGCGGUACCGCGCCCCCAAAACCGUUCCUCCUGCAAUCGCAGUCCGCGCCCGAGGAGCUGGAAAAAAUGGCCAACACGCUCGCUGAGGAGCCCUGGAACGCGUAUCCGCCACCGGAAGCAGAAAAAUCCUCACCUCACCCCUCACCCCUCGGCAAAGAACAAGUCUACGAAGUCCACGUCCCGCAGAAUCCAGCGCGGCGGAGAUUGUGGCUGGGGUUGAAGUACUGGAAUAACGAGCCGGUGUUGAAGCACAUGCGGCUGAUUAGCAAACCGACGAGGAGGAUAUGGUUAAACAGCGAGGAUUUGGGCAAGAUCACUAGGACGCGGCAGGCCGGGUUUGUAAAGGGCUUGACAAGUCCCGGGGAAUGUAUGUUUGUGACGACGGAUAGGGGGAUUUUGGAAGCGAGGGAGUGCGUAGAGAGGAGGGUUGGUGGGAUGGUGCUGUGUAGGGUUUCGUAGGGGCAGUGAGUAGUUGGUUUUGGAUGGACUGUCAAAGUUCAUUGUACAAAAUGGGUUUGCGUAUGCAUCGCCCGGUGCAUGAUUACGGCGUUGGACGGAGACAUGUAACAACACGAGGAGGAUGGCGCCUACAGAUGCGACCAUGGAGAGGGUCUGUUGGGAUAUUCAUGUAUGUUUAGGUGCUAGCCAUUCACCUCCCUAACCAGCUUCCAGAUAC
Molecule: messenger RNA, 1130 nt
Organism: Lindgomyces ingoldianus
Lineage: Eukaryota; Fungi; Ascomycota; Dothideomycetes; Pleosporales; Lindgomycetaceae
Product: ribosomal protein S8
Exons: 2
Coding region: 305-913 (202 amino acids)
Biological process (GO): translation
Cellular component (GO): mitochondrion; ribosome
Molecular function (GO): structural constituent of ribosome
Source: RefSeq, a predicted model, not a curated record